AUGACCUCUAUCAAUGUAAACAUCGAUUCAAUAGAACAGUUGAAUGUUGAACAACAACAAUCGGAUGCAACGAAAAAUUGUACUGAUGUAUUCUCUCAAACACCAACGACAACUGAGGAGAUCGAGAACAAUGAGAGUAUGGUAGAAAUAUCUAAACCAUCAUGGAAUUUGAAAUUCUUCGAUAUUUCAAUUCCGAAUUCAAUUCUUGCCAUUGGAAUGUUUUCAUUAUUCGUAUUUAUCGCAAUGAUAAUUGGCAUUGUGAUUGUUUGUCUUGCUCUACCAAAACGUUCAGCACCAAAAUGCGGACUAAAUUUUGUACGAACAGCUACGAAUCCAAUUGAAUAUAAUUAUGGUCCACAAUAUGUUGCUAUUGGUGAUUUUAAUGAAGAUACUUGGAUAGAUUUUGUUACCGCUAAUCGUGAAUAUUCAACUGGUGUUAAUUCAAAUCCAUUGAUGGUCGAUGUGAAUGAUCUGAAUAAUGAUUUGAAUUUGGAUAUUGCAGUUGCAAAUUAUGGUACUCAUUCGAUUGGUAUUUUCUAUGGAUUUGGUAAUGGAUCUUUUAAAGAUCAAGUCGUACUUUCAACAGGUGUUGCACGACCAUAUUCAAUCAAUCUAAUUGAUUUAAAUAAUGAUACAUUUAUUGAUCUUGUUGUCAUUAAUUAUGGAACAAACAGUUUUAGUAUUUUCUAUGGAAAUGGAAACGCAACAUUUUCAAGUCCAAUUACAUAUUCAACUGGAUAUGAUUCACUUCCAUAUGCAUUGGCGACAGGUGAUUUCAAUAAUGAUCAUCAGAUAGAUAUUGUCAUUGCAAAUUAUGGAACAAAUAAUAUUGGCGUUUUUUUUGCCAAUCAGAAUAAUAAUACUUUACAAAAUCAAUUCACUAUUUCAACGGGCAUUAAUUCUCAACCAACUUCAGUAACUGUAGGAGAUUUUAAUUCGGAUUCAUUUCUUGAUAUUGUUGUUACUAAUUAUGGUACAAAGAAGAUAUGUUUACUUUUAAAUCAAGGUAAUGGAAAUUUCACAGGUCCAAUCUUUUAUUCGAUCAAUUCUUCUUCGCCAUAUUCAAUCGGUGUUGGUGAUUUCAAUGGAGAUAAAAAAUUAGAUUUAUUUAUCGUCAACAUUGGAAUAAAAAAUAUCGGAUUACUUCUCGGAUUAGGAAAUGGAAGUUUUGCAGAAGCAAGAAUGAAUUCAACUGGUUCAUCCUCAUCCAUCUCAUUUGCUUUAUACGAUUAUAACAAAGACAAUCGACUUGAUGCAAUUAUUGUUAACAACGAUACGGGGAGUAUCAAUAUUCUGAAUGGUUAUUUCGAAGGUUUUCCCACUCCUACAAUACUUUAUGUUGGUUAUACUUCAACCUUUGUACUUGUUCAUGAUUUGGACAAUGACGAAAUAUUAGAUAUGAUAACACUCAGUGCAGAUAAUAACAUCAUGAGCAUCUUUCUUGGAACGCAUGAUGGAUCAUUUACACAUAAAAUAUCAUAUCGAACAGGUAGUUAUCCCAAUAGUGCAAAUCUUGCUGAUUUUAACAAUGAUGGUAAAAUAGAUAUAGUUCUUGUGAACUCUUACAGUAAUAACAUGUACAUUCUGUUUGGACGAGGUGAUGGAACGUAUUCAGAUCCAGAAAUAUAUUCAACGGGUGUGUAUCCAGCUUCCAUCGUUGUUGAUGAUUUCAAUAAAGACAAUCGAUUAGAUAUUGCUGUUAGUAUUUAUUAUGAGAAUAGCGUCCGUGUGUGGCUUGGACAUGAUAAUGGUUCUUUUUCAUCAUCAAUAAAUUAUUCGACUGGUUUAAAUCCGCGAUUUAUAGCAAAGGGCGACUUUAAUAGUGACGAUUGUCUCGAUUUAGUUGUUAGUAAUCGUUAUGGCAAAAGUAUUAGUAUAUUUCUUGGUUACGGCAAUGGAAGUUUUGCGGAUCAAUUGAUAUAUCCAGCUAGUUACGCACCAUAUUAUGUAGCAGUCGGAGAUUUUAACAAGGAUACUCGAAUGGAUAUCGCUGUGACCAACUAUGCUAGUCUUAGUGUGAGUGUUUUUCUUGGCUAUGGUAAUGGUUCUUUUGCAAAAUUAGUUCCAUAUGGAGUGAAUAAUUUCCCAUCAUUUAUAGUCGUUGAGGAUAUUAACAAUGAUAUGCAUUUGGAUCUUGUCAUCGCUUGUUUUGGUGUGUUGAAUAUAUAUAUCUUAUUUGGAAAUGGAGACGGUUCAUUUAGCCAUGCAAAGUUGUAUUACACAGGCAUGAAAUCAUCUUCAGUAGUUGUCGGAGAUUUCAAUUUUGACUCACGAUUGGAUAUAAUCGUAACAAAUGAUAGUAAUGCCUAUGUAGGAAUAUUAUUACAAUACAAUCGGGGUGUUCUUGUCAACGAAUUAACUUAUGCAUCGGGUGGAAGUUCGAAAUUACGAUCGAUGGUUAUUGGUGAUACAAAUAAUGAUACUCAAAUAGACAUUAUUGUGGCUAAUUAUGGUACUGAUGAUGUGAGUAUUCUAUUUGGAUAUGAUGAUGUUACUUUUCCGAAUUAUCUCACGAUCAAUAUGAAUUCAAAUUCCCAUCCAUCAUCAGUCAGUCUUGGCGAUUUUAAUGGUGAUAGUUAUCCAGAUGUUGUUGUAACUCUUGCUGGUUUUAAUGAAAUAGGUAUGUUACUUGGAGAUGGACAAGGAUCAUUCACUAAACAAGCAAUUUACCAAAUUCCAUCUGAAUCUUCUCCGUUCGUUGUUUCUACAGGUGAUUUCGAUAAGGAUGGAGUAUCGGAAAUUGUUGUUGGAUAUGAUAAUGAUGACACUAUCGAUGUAUUUAAUGCAUAUGAUACAGGAUCUUUUGAAGAUUUCAAAAAAUAUCCGGUUGGUUUGACUCCGGCAUUUGUUAUCGUAGCGUAUAUUAAUAACGAUAGUUAUAUUGAUACUGUUGUUGCUAAUGUAGAUACUGAUGAUCUAAGUAUUUUUCUUGGAUAUGGUAAUGGUAGUUUUGCAGAUGUCAUCACGUAUGUCAUUGAUUCUCGUCCGAUUUCCGUAGCAGCUGGUGAUUUUAAUCUCGAUAAUCGAUCAGAUUUGAUUGUUAGCUAUCUUCAAAGUGCUAGAAUUGAUCUUCUAAUAGGCUAUGGAAAUGGUAGUUUCGCGAAACCAAUACCGUAUUCUAUAAACUCGCUCUCAUAUUGUGUAGCGGUAGGUGAUUUCAAUAAAGAUAAUUAUUUAGAUGUGGCUGCUGUCGGUCAUUACAGUUAUACUUUAGAAGUGUUCUUAGGAGAUGGUAAUGGUUCCUUGUCAAUAAAACUGAUAUUUGGAACUGGUUCUUUGCCAAAGUAUAUUGUGACAUCUGAUUUUAAUAAUGAUACGCAUUUGGAUGUUGUUGUGGCCAAUUCGGGUUCGAAUAGUGUGGGUAUUUUCCUUGGUUAUGGAAAUGGUUCUUUUGCGGAACAAGUUACAUAUUCAGUUGAUGCGAAUCCAAGAGCAUUGGCCUUUGCCGAUUUAAAUAAUGAUGGCCGGUUGGACAUUGUUGUCACUAAUUUGGAUGCUUCGACAUUAAAUGUUCUCACUGGAUUUGGUAAUGGCUCUUUUACAAAUCAAAAUACAUUUCCCACCGGUAGUCUUCCACAAGCUGUUACUAUUUCUGACCUCAAUAACGAUAACUAUCACGUAAGUAAAGUUGGCACGAUAUUCGAGUUAUUUUUGCUAAUAUUCAUUUGAGUACCUGUGCUGGUGUUUUAAAUGGUUGUGUUGGAUACAGAAUUAAAUUCUCUAUCGAAUGGUGUGGUUUUCGAUACGGGUCACCGACCAAAAACUGAAGUUUUUGACGAAACAAUGGGUUUUCUGGUCUUUCAAAAAUUUGUAAU
Molecule: messenger RNA, 3815 nt
Organism: Adineta ricciae
Lineage: Eukaryota; Metazoa; Rotifera; Eurotatoria; Adinetida; Adinetidae
Source: the annotation of a GenBank genome assembly